ACCAGGUCACUCUACAGAAAGUGAAGUUAUAUGUGCUAUGAGGAUCCUUGAGUGAAGUCAUACACUGGAGAUUCAGGUGGGGAACUCAGAGGAAUCCCAGUUGAUGACAGGCUUGUGCCCUGGUUUUCAGAACUCUUCAGUGCAGGGUGGGUUUGCAUUCAGCUCAGAUGCAUCUGCCCGUGCAGACAGUUUUACACUCACUGAUAACUCUCUUACUCAUAGAGGAAAUCUGAUCUGCUGCUGCACGGAAACAUCGGCGGUGACCACGGCGAGACAAAUUCCUUAGGGAGCUGCCUGUUUUUUAAGUCAAGUAUUCAUGAUACGAUCCAGCUGGCUUAUAAGGAUCAACAACCCCCUUGUGAAUAAUGGUUAAAAACGGAUCCCACCUGGAUGCUGAAACGCUAAUAAUGCUCCAGAAUAAAGCUAUCUCCAUCACCCUCCCAGUUGUGUAUACACUGGUGGCUAUGAUCAGUAUCCCUGGAAAUUUGUUCUCCCUUUGGGUGCUCUGCUUGCACAUCAAACCCAAAACACCUUCUGUGAUCUUCAUGAUCAACCUCAGCAUCACAGAUCUCAUGCUGGCCAGCUGCUUUCCUUUCCAGAUUUCUUAUCACAUCCAAAGCAAUCACUGGACCUUUGGCAAGACCCUUUGCAGCCUCGUGACUGUGAUGUUCUACUCCAACAUGUAUUCUUCCAUACUGACCAUGACCUGUAUCAGCAUUGAGCGGUACAUGGGAGUGGUAUACCCCAUGAAGUUGAUCAAGUGGAGAAGAAAAAGAUAUGCCCUGGCUGCCUGCCUAGGUAUGUGGAUUUUCUUGCUACUAGCUCUCUACCCACUGGAAAGCACAGAUCUGACCUAUGAAGUGAAAGAAUUGGAGAUUAUAACCUGUUUUGAUGUCCUAAAAUGGGAUAUGCUGCCCAACUUUGCUGCCUGGGUAGCCUUUCUCCUCACGCUGUUUGUCCUGCUCUUCCUGAUCCCUUUUGUUGUAACAGUUGGAUGCUACAUUGGCACCAUUCGGAAGCUUAUUCAGACAUCAAGCAGAUACGGCAACAGGCAGAAGACUAGAUCCAUAUACCUGGCAAUGAUAGUCCUUCUGGUGUUCAUCACUUGCUUCGCCCCCAAUAACUUUAUCCUACUUGCACAUAUGAUUGUCCGCCUAUUUUAUGACAGAAGUUUGUACCCUGCCUACAAGCUCACCUUGUGCCUCAGUUGCCUCAACAACUGCAUAGAUCCCUUCAUCUACUAUUUUGCAUCCAAAGAAUUCUACCAGAAAUUCAUGCAAGUGUUUCGCCCUAAGGUACUGCUCAGCGAUAGUUCGGAAACCAGAAGGGAAAGCUUAUUCUCUGGCAGGACAAUGUCAGCCAGGUCGAUGUCCAGUGGACCUAUGGAUGGGUUAGAGGGAGUAAAAGUCUACUUACAAAGGCAGGAAAGUGUUUUUUAGGCUUACACAUCCCCAGAAGCAAGGCAUCUGUGAGAUCCAUGAGCAGACACAGAGAGCAUUUCUUUUUUAAUGGCUACCCUCAAAAUACCUUGCUCCAGUGACAGAACUCAAGCCGUGCUUUUGUUGCACAUCCUGCUUCAGUAUCUUCUGGUAAGAAAUGGAAGUGUUAAAGGAAAUGAGUUCCUUCAAGAAGGUGCUGAAGUAAACCCAACAUUGAUAAUUAGGGUCUGGCCUGGAAUUAGUUCCACUGCAUAAAAGCAAGGGAAAAGUUUAGAAGAAAAAUUACUUUCAGAUUGCAUGAUCUCUGUUUAACCAAAAGCUUGUGAUUCUCAGUGAAUGUGAAAUAUUAUUGUACAUGAAUUAGAGCAUGCACUGAAGUUGGAUUUGAGGUUUGACUUUUCUAAGCAUUGUACUGGGGGUUUUGUUUGGUUGUUGGCUUAUUUUUAGUGUAUUGCUUAUUCUUUUGUUUUACUUCUAUAAAAGAAUAAGUAAAAACAGCUUGUCCUUUUACCAUUAAUGCAUAAGGCAUAAUCACUGUGCAUUCAUCACAACACUCACCCAACUGUUUAUGAGAAAGAAACCACACUAACCUUUGAGAAGGUUAGGUUGACUCAUAUUAUUUAUUCAAUUCUAUAUAGCAAAAUAUCUCAUACAAUGAAAGGAAAGCUAGAACUAACAAUGAGACUACUUAGCUGCUGAGUGGAUUAUAUUUUCAUAUCUUGAAGUUAUUAAUUUCUCAGGCCAUUGGGGAGCAGUUAAUGUAACAAAGCAUUUUCUCACUUUGACCUACUACAGUAACAAUGCUGCUGCUCAUAUGUGGUUGGUAUUGACAAGCCAUUUUCACCAGUUCACUGUAGGCUAUAUGCAGAAGCACCAUCCCCCUCAGCAGAGAAUUUAGUUUUAUACAGUGCAUGGACAGUGAGUUUAUCUUCCUUAUGGCAAUGGUGUGGAUUAUUUUUUGUUAGAUAUAUGAGAAUUAAACCACAACAUUGACUGCAGCGAUUCUGUGCCAUCAGAAACUAGCCAAAAACCUGUCCCUAUGGCCAGAUGCCAGAAACAUAUUUAUUUCAAGGAGACAAACAGAAAAAAGAAGAAAAAUGAAAGCAAGAUUUGAGAAUGGGAGAUGUAACAAAUACCGUGGAGAUAAGUUAUCACAGGUUGAUUGUGCAGUCUUGUGUUUGGGACUCUUCUCUGUUUUCAUACACUGUAAUGUUUUAAUUCUCGCAUCUCAACAACCACCUGUGUGCUUGGAAAGAUGACUGCUACAGAAUAUGUAUUGAGGACAGACAAAAGCAAAGUUUUUCCUGUAGUAUUUACAGCUUUUUACCUACCUUUGGUCCUCAUUGACAGCAAAGAGUCAAAACUCACCAGACAAGGCUGGACCAGUUUCCCCUCACAAGUGACAGAAAGGUAUAUAGUAUCCUUUUGCUGUGCUGCAAGUCCAUCCAAGGCUGAGGAGAAUGUUGUCUUCAACAUCAUGGAUAGUUGUUUCAGACAUCACAUGCUACGUCUGCCUUGAGCAGAUCUAUGCUGCUUUGUGAGCUCCCCUGCCUAUGUAUAAGAUGACACUCAAGGCCUUUAAAGGCUGUAUUUUUUCUCUAUGUGUGACAUGAUUAAAGAACAGUUUUCCACCACUAGUCACCAUUAAUUUCUUCAUGAUAGAGGCUGGAUAACCACAAAAUCAUCUGUGAGUUAUUUGCAUGCUCUAUCUUCUGCUAAACUGUGGUCAGUUAUUGAAGCAGGAUAAACAUGAGUGGACCAAGUACUACCUUUCAAAAAAACAUCUGAAAUAUUUUUUGGCCUUUCAGUGUCAUUUUUAAUUGAUCUGCACAUCUUCUGCCCACAAAACCAACCUUACUGAUAUGUAACCUACCCAAACCUCCCCAUCAACUUGCCUGUAGGUAAGCCUGUGUCCUGGUUGUCUGUGCGAUGAGAAGGGCUUGCUACUUGAAAUCACCUUGUGUGUGCUGAAGGAGAGGAGAUCACUGAGUAUGUUCCUGUGUGACUACUCUGAGCUCCUUUGUUAACUCUAGCAUAUGCUCCAAAAUGCCUUCUCGCACCAGAACCUCCAAAGAAAGAAGGAUGGCUAUUCCUAAGCCAUCCCCCAUCCAUCAGGCAGAAAUUCAGUUAGUUUACUUUUGUUUUGCAAGCCUGAAUAUUAAUUUAGCAGUACAGGGUUCCACUUUACUGUCCCUGCACCAUCUACUUUCGCACAACUCCAGCUUUUUCACUACCAAAACUGUUUUCAGUGUUUUGCUGUGGCAGAGAUGUUUUUGUAGGCUAUACUGAAAUAUCUCUUUUUAUUAUUAUUUUUUAAACAUGAAAAUAUUUUUACAGUGAAAAGCAUUACUUCUCCUAUCUCUACUGCAGAUUUUCACUCUGUUUUAUCUUUAAUGUGAUUCUGAAGCACUUGGUGCCUCCUAAAACAUGCUGCAAUAUACAUGAACUGUAACUGACAUCAAUUAGAGCCAAAAGAGCAGAAACUUUGCACUUUGCCCAUUAACUGCUAAAUUCUGAAAUAUAUUCAAUUGCUUCUUUUGCAAGAGAGAAAAGAUGCUCACAACUGACUGAAAAUGUGCUUCUCUCCAGCUUCAUAUAUCUCCUUGUAGCCCUUCACCUCUCUUUUGACAUUGCCUAAAAAGGAACAGGAAGGAUGCCUCAUUCAGUUACCUCUUCAUGUCAUUUUACUAAUUAGGCUCUAGUUAGCUCAGAUUAUGCAGAAUUCCCCUUUGGGUCAGCAGGAUUGUUCCUCAAGAAAGGAAUAUUAAAAUUAACCAAACAAUAGCAAUCUUUUUAGUCUGAUGGUGUAUACUGUGAAGUUUUGGAGUGGGUUAUUAGAGAGAAAGAGAAGAAAGUAUUUUUUAAAGUGUCCAAACAUAACGUUCUUUGACACUGGAAACAUGUCCUUCUGGGCCACCAUAAGGUGGCAAGAUUUCUAAACUUCUUGGUCAGUAGGUGUGAGUUGAGAUAUAUAUAUAUACAUGUAAAUAUACACACAUAAAUGUAGAUGGCCAUUUCAGAGGUUAUUGAGAAGUUCAUAUCUAUAUUGCCUUCGGUUUAGGAAUAUGGGCAACACGCUUAUUCAAUUGCCUCAGUGGUUAAUGUAAUUUUACUGAGAAGACAUGAAUGUAUAGGCUGUAGAAGACAUGAAUGUAUAGGCUUCUGUAUGGUUUUGAGGUUUGUUUUUUUAAAAAUAUCUUUAAUUAUUGUUUAGCAAUUUAAUCUAUGAAUGUGCUUGAACUUUUUUU
Molecule: messenger RNA, 4687 nt
Organism: Colius striatus (speckled mousebird)
Lineage: Eukaryota; Metazoa; Chordata; Aves; Coliiformes; Coliidae
Gene: P2RY8
Product: P2Y receptor family member 8
Exons: 5
Coding region: 366-1439 (357 amino acids)
Biological process (GO): phospholipase C-activating G protein-coupled receptor signaling pathway; thrombin-activated receptor signaling pathway; blood coagulation
Cellular component (GO): membrane
Molecular function (GO): G protein-coupled purinergic nucleotide receptor activity; thrombin-activated receptor activity
Source: RefSeq, a predicted model, not a curated record